AUGGCUUCACCGCAGAUGCCGAUGCUGAAGGUCACCGUUCUUCACUACCGGGACCAGUCGCACGAUGAGGAGACGUGGCUGAAAUGGUACAACGAGGAGCAGAUUCCUCGCUUCAUGCCGGUAGCCCUCAGGAACGGGGUUGACCGUGUCGAGAUUUACUUCACCCCGACCGCUUUCAAAGCACAGUUUCAAGAAGACCUGGACAAUCUGAAGGGCGGGUGUGCCGAGGGCUGGAAUAUGGCGCCAUAUGACGCAGCUGUCAUUUACUGGACCUCUGAUCCACAGAAGAUCCGCAACAUGCUGACGGACCCGGACUGGGAAGGCAAGGUGACCAAGUUUGAGCAAGGCUGGAUUGAUCAGACCAAGGUGGACGUGCAAAUCGGUACCCAGACGACCUUCAUCGAAGAUGGCAAGAUCAUCAAUACCACCCCUAAAGAAUACCCAGCUUGA
Diaporthe amygdali is the source of this 450-nucleotide messenger RNA. RefSeq lists its product as uncharacterized. NCBI's taxonomy places the organism in Eukaryota, Fungi, Ascomycota, Sordariomycetes, Diaporthales, Diaporthaceae. The transcript has 2 exons. The coding region runs from base 1 to 450 and encodes 149 amino acids. The record is from RefSeq and is a predicted model, not a curated record.